This is a messenger RNA of Fusarium redolens, 285 nucleotides long. RefSeq lists its product as uncharacterized. Lineage: Eukaryota; Fungi; Ascomycota; Sordariomycetes; Hypocreales; Nectriaceae. The coding region runs from base 1 to 285 and encodes 94 amino acids. The transcript has 5 exons. The record is from RefSeq and is a predicted model, not a curated record.
AUGAAGGGUCUCGCGCUUUUUUUAUUUGCUCUUUCGGUCAAGGCACAGUGCCGCAGACAGAAUGCUUGUCGUCCUGAUGGAGGAGUUGUUGCUCCUGGACAAAAUUGUCGUCCAAAUACGGACUAUUGCAAUCUAGGGGCAUGCGGUAACGGCCAAACUUGUCGAAACACUGAGGAAUGUGAUGGCUGGAUUGAGGCCAAUUGGUAUAAUAAUUGCUAUGUCGAAUGCGUGAUGUACAAGGAGCUGAUGCCCAGAGUCUCGAACGAGGAUGUGAGGGACAGAUAG